UUAACUAUUCUUUAUUCUUUUCUGUUCGUUACAUUACAUUUUCUGUUCGUUGCAUUAACAAAAUUGAUUUAUUUUUUAAGCCAUACAUUUUCGCUGGGUGUAGCCUUUAUCAGACAAAAUGGUCAUACAGACAUUAUUUUAAGUGCGGACGAUAGUUUCCCUUUAAGUGUCUGUCGGUUCCUUCGCUAGAAAAAAUCCCAGGACCCAGGAUAUCACUUUUCUCUGAAUUUAGAAGCAUUUUUUUCGAAAUCGAGAUUCACUUCGUAUUUGCUUCCACUUGUUUUGCCUGCAUAGGAGCAUACAGCUGUUUCUAAACAAUUUAUCUGCAGUUUGUUGCAGAUACAUGUUUGUAUUUUCGUUUCACCUAUUAUUAAUGCUGUUCACUAAUUCUGAAAUCUUGUGAAAGCUUUGACGUCGAUGUCAUUGCGUUGACAGUUUGUCGAACCCCGGUUUCGAGUUGACACUUGGGGGUUGUCAUUGUAACUUUUGAAUUUCACCAGGGCGAAUUCUUGUGAAGUUCUUGCUUUUAAUCUAAUUUGUUUGAGUUUAAAUAGUAACCAUAAGUAAGAUUCACGUUCUCAAUGCAAUCCGGGCGAUAGUACUGUCAUUUUUUUCAAUUUAAUAAUUUUCCCGCCCAUUUGCUAACCUGUACGUAGAAGAAAGGUAAACUCAGAAAUAUUUUAUUCGGUUCCAAGCACUGAAAGCUAUAAUGCUUGGAAGACAAUAUGAAGACUGAUGAGGGCCUUUUUUCGGUGCGGAUAGUGGUAGCGGAUUUUUAUAUGCAUCGACCCAUUCCAGGUUUAGAUCCGACUUAUUCUGAUUUUCGUGGACAAGAGCUAAAAUCGCUCCCCGUUAUUCGUAUUUUUGGAUCAGAUUCUAAUGGCGACAAAGUUUGUAUGCAUGUGCAUGGAGUAUUCCCCUAUUUUUAUAUACCUUAUGAAAGCAGUACUUUAUGCAAUGUCGAUCAGAUUGUUUACCAGAUAGCUGCUAGUCUUGAUAAAGCAAUUAAUAUAUCAUUGGGUCAAACUCAAUCACAAAAUCAACAUGUUUUUAAGAUACAACUUGUGAAGGGAAUACCGUACUAUGGAUACCAUGGCAAGGAGCAUCAGUUUCUUAAAAUAUUUUUAUACAAUCCCCGUUUUAUUAAGAAAGCUGCAAAUUUAUUACAAAGUGGUGCAAUUUUGGGAAGAGUUUUUCAGCCGCAUGAAUCGCAUGUUCCCUAUAUUUUACAAUUUUUUAUCGAUUACAAUUUAUAUGGCAUGAGUUUUUUGCAUGUUCCAAUGGAAAUUGUAAAAUACAGACAAUCUGAAGAAUCAGACAGUGGCAAAAUACCAGCAUUUCUUGAUGUUAAUCAGGUGCUAGAGCGAAAUAUUCUGCGAAUUUCUACUUCACGUCAUGAAGUUGACAUUGCUGCCGCUUUCAUAUUAAACCGGUUUGAACUUCUAAGUAGCCAGUCGGGUAACACGAAUCCAGGGAUCGAAUCAAUUUGGGAAGAUGAACGGCUGAGGCGUCAAAAAAUGCAAGAUGACCAAGAAAUUCCACCCUUGGAGGUAGCGUGCUCGCAAGAUCGUAUUUGCGCGAAGCCAACGGAAAGUGAUAUAUUUUAUAGAGCAGCUUUACAAUCUAAAUUGUCGUUUGAAAAUCAAGAAGAUAACGUUUCAAAUUUAACGGCGCUAGAUAGUACAAUUGCAAGUGAUAAGAAAACCAAGUUUAAUUUAUCAAAGUUGUUGAUGAAUUCUGUUUACCCCGGCGAAUGUUCACAAGAUAUGAAUGCGACACUGGCAAAUGCUUCGAAAAUUCCAGAUCACCUUUCAAAUGUCAGUCUUUUUCAUAAAACAAUACGCGCCAGAUCGAAGUCACGAACCAGUGUAUCUAGUGAAAGUAGCUUUGUUGAUGAGGAAAUGGUUCUAAGUUUGUCACAACAACGUCAAGCUUUAACGGUCAAUCAAACAUUGGAAGGUGAAGAUUUUCAACUGCUCGAAGUGAUGGAGCAGUUGGAGGAAGAUGAAGGUGGAAUCGAUUUAGAUAGCACUUUAGCACCCCUUUCGCAAUCGUCUAGAAAUUUCCCUUCGAAAAAAGGCGAAGAUAUCAACUUAAAUUUGACUAUUGAUAAAGGUCAGGAAUUGUGUUCUGAUGAUGAUGAGGAGGAUAUGAAUGAUUAUACUAUUUCUAUGGAUAGUGUUGAUAAAAUCCUUAUGGAAUUAUCGCAAGCGCAGAGUUCUCGUAAAGAGACUUUCCCCCAAUUUGAUGGAUGUGAUGACUCAUUUUCAACUCCAAAAAAGCGAAGAAAUAACCGAACUGCUUCAAAGCUGAAAGCAUCUCCACGUUCACCCCGAAUUGGUUCUGCUUCGAAGUAUGCACCUUUAGACAUAACCGUCACUCAGUCGCCUGUAUCGGGUAGAGGAAUACGGGAAAAUGGAAUUCUUCCGAAUAAAGCCACUAGUUCGACGUUGUUGAAUGGUACAUCAAAUGGAUACGUUUCAAGAUUGACGUCGUCCACAAAUUUGCGUUUGAAACGCUGCUCAGUAAAUUUGAUUGACGAAUUUAAAGUCCUUAACGAUUACAGAGGCAGUCAAAAAGUCAAAGCUAGCUCGUCGAUAGAUAACGAAAAAUCAUUUAUUGUGUGCAGUUUGAAACCAAGCACUCCAGUCCGAAAUACUUUGCGAAUGCAGCCAAUAGACAACAAAAUGGAAAAAGAGACAGUGAAACGAAUUAAAUUAGAUGUUCAUGGCUUGAAAAAAUGCAAAGUGAAAUUAAAAAGAUUGAGUAAUUAUCGAAAGAUUAUUAAAAAGCAUUGUCAAUUGCCUGGAGAUAUAUCAGCGGGUGUCGAAGAAUCCGUAGGCGAAACAAGUGCUGCAAAAGAACCCGUUGUCUUGGAGGAUGAUAUUGAAGAAAAUAGCAAUGAGGGUAAAAUAUCUGAUGAUAUUGAGGAAAAGAGCGAUAAGGGUAAAAUAUUUGAUGAUAUUGAAGAAAAGAGCGAUGAGGGUAAAAUAUUUGAAGAAGCACUGAAUGUCGAGACAAUUGAAUCAACUGAAAGCUCUCCAGCGGAGCCUGAUGAUAAUGAAGAAAAUGUAAGUUUGGAUGCAAACGGUUUCAUCAAACCGAAAAUUAGAGCUGUUGAAGUAAAAAAUGAACCAGUGAAUCGAAGAAGGAGCUGGUCGCCUGGUGAUAUAUCGCGUGAGUACGACCGUAAGCAUAACUUUUUCCCAAAAGCUGGUCCUUCUGGAAUGAAAAAGUCUCAACGGCGGCGUAAGAAGAAAGUUCAACAGGUACCAGCGAGUAGUAGACAAACAAGGCAAACUGUAAAACAGCAGCUAAGUCCUGAAAAGAAUUCACCAGCUGAUGCUGCUGAAGAUUUGAAUAUAUGUAGCUUUUACGAGAAGUCUUUUGUUGUUGACAGUCCAUCAUUAUUCAGUGAUAGUUCACCGCGAACUUCACAAACAAAGUUUUCAUACGAAUCCACUUCUAUGGGAAAUUGUCAUAUACAAUCAAUCGUACCAUCCAUGAAUUCAGAGCUAGUAGUUGUGACACCGUUGAAUCUUCCACCAACAUUUGAACAAGUAAACGAGCAGGCUGUCAUAUAUGAUAUUCCCGAUGAAGUUUUUACGGAGCCUUUUUACGGAGAUGAUGCAGACAUUACGAGUAAACGAGAAGUGGGACACACUGUGCUGCAUAUUCCGGGAAAAUCCUUGAAUACAUGCCAAGAAUUUGAAAGUGUUGUGUCGAAUUUGAAAGGUAUUAACGGAUGGCGGAAACAUAUAGUGAAGGCUAUGCUUGAUGAUUCUACAAAAGGUGGACUACAAAGUUCUAUGAGUAUAAAAGAAUAUUUAUCUAGUAGAGAACGGGUUAUUAUAUCAACGAGAAAUUGCCCACCCACCAAGGAUGAUGCCAAACAGUGGUUGAAAACCGUAGCAAGAAAUCGUAAGCAAAUCAACAAUGAAGAUAGUCCUAUCAAAGUGAGAACCGAAAAAGUGAAAAUGAUUUUGGACACCUCCAAUUUUUCGGGCGAAGCUGGUGAUAACUGUGAAUUGUCACAAAAGAGUAUAUCGCUGUCUCCACUUACACCUGAGAAUUCAUCAGUAGUGAAGAAGGUGGAGCCAAUAUCUACAAAUCACAAGAAAUUUACACCGAGAGAUAAAUUGUCUGCGCAUAAAACGCCUUUAUCAGCGUUACAAAAAUUUAAGGAACGACGUCAGUCACGGGCACGGCUUUCGUUAGCUAGAAAGAUAAGUCGUUUAUAUUCGCUAGAUUCGCCAAGUUCUGGUACAGAUACUGAAAGUGUCAAAACUUCUACGAAUAUGAAAGCACCCAGGAAUGGGAUUUCUGUAAAAAAUUUGGCUGAUGAUUCCGAUGAAAGUGAAAAGUUAUCGGAGCGUAGUUUCGAGUCGGAGCAAAUUAGUGAUUUAUGCAGUGAGCAGGUAAAACAAGUUUUGGAGAAAACAUCAUUUUUGAGAAAUAUUUCAAUCACCGAGAAUUGCAACGUAUCUGAUGUAAGCUUCGGAUUGAGUGGUGUAACGUUGGAUAACACUUUUGGAUUUAAAAUUAGUUUACAAAAUUUACAGAAGGUCAAAGCUGAUGUGCAGCAUAAUCAUUUAACAGUAUUUUCAUUAGAAAUUCAUGUUAAUACUCGCGACCAAUUAAAGCCCGAUCCCCAAUAUGAUGCAGUUGAAUGUUUAUUUUUCUCGAUAUCGCACGAUGGUCCGGAAAGUCCAAGCAAAGAGAAUAAGACACUAGGUUGCAUAAUGGUUGUGUCGGAGGGUGUAAACCCAUCGUUGAACGGUGUUGCUACACGUAUAAUUGUGGUCAAAUCGGAACUGGAAUUAUUCGAACAAAUGUUGCAAUUAUGCCAUACUUGGGAUCCUGAUAUUCUAGUGGGAUAUGAAGUAGAAAUGAAUUCAUGGGGCUAUUUAAUGGAUCGAGCUCACGUGUUGGGGAUGAAUUUGAAGGCGUUGCUAUCAAGGGUUCCAAGCCAAAAAGUGAGAGAAUCAAAUGCAGAAGAAGAAAGAGAGACUUUUAUUGACUUAGAUAUUGAGCUUAAAUUAUGUGGAAGAAUUCUUUUGGAUGUUUGGCGAUUGAUGCGAUCGGAAAUUGCGUUGACUUCGUACACAUUCGAAAAUAUUGCGUAUCAUAUUCUCCACAAACGUUACGCUAAACAUGAUUUCCAGGAUCUAACCAAAUGGUACAAUUCAUCGACCACUCGGUGGAUUGUCUUAGAAUAUUAUUUAGAAAGAGUUAAUGGCACCUUGCAGCUAUUAGAUCAGCUCGAUUUGAUCGGGCGAACCAGCGAAAUGGCAAAACUUAUAGGUAUUCAAUUUUAUGAAGUUCUCUCAAGAGGAUCACAGUUUCGUGUUGAAAGUAUGAUGCUUCGGAUUGCGAAACCCAAAAAUUUCGUACCUGUUUCACCAAGUGUACAGCAACGAGCCCAUUCCAGAGCUCCAGAGUAUCUCCCACUGAUACUGGAACCAAAAUCACGAUUUUAUGCCGAUCCAAUGAUAGUAUUGGAUUUUCAGAGUUUAUAUCCAAGCAUGAUUAUAGCAUAUAACUACUGUUUUUCGACAUGUUUGGGAAGAGUGGAGCAUUUGGGGCAGUCAACGCCUUUCGAGUUUGGAUGCUCUCAACUUCGCGUAUCUAUUUCAGAACUGAAACGGUUGAUUGAAAAUGAUCAGAUUACAGUGUCACCGUGUGGAGUUGUUUUUGUGAAAAAGGAUGUCCGAGAAGGUGUUCUACCACGAAUGCUGAGAGAAAUAUUGAAUACUCGGCUGAUGGUCAAGCAAUCGAUGAAGCUUCAUAAAAGUAAUUCAACUUUACAGCGGGUUCUCCACUCUCGACAACUGGGCUUAAAAUUAAUGGCUAACGUUACGUACGGAUAUACUGCAGCGAAUUUCAGUGGAAGAAUGUCUUGUGUGGAGGUUGCUGACAGCAUUCUAAGCAAGGCACGAGAAACACUUGAGCGUGCAAUAAAAUUAGUGGAAGCGAACAAGCAGUGGCGCGCAAAAGUUGUUUAUGGCGAUACUGAUUCCUUAUUUGUACUUGUACCUGGACGUGAUAGAGCAGAAGCUUUUAGAAUUGGGCAAGAAAUAGCAGAUUGCGUGACGAAUGAUAAUCCAGAGCCUGUUAAAUUAAAAUUAGAAAAGGUGUAUCAACCAUGCAUUUUGCAGACCAAAAAGCGUUACGUAGGCUAUAUGUAUGAAUCCGCAGAUCAAGAAGAGCCCAUUUACGAAGCGAAGGGUAUAGAAACUGUCCGUCGAGAUGGAUGCCCUGCUGUUGCAAAGAUGCUGGAGAAAUGUCUUCGAAUCCUGUUUGAGACAUGUGAUGUUAGCAAAAUUAAGCAAUACGUUUGCCGGCAGUUUACAAAACUUCUCACUGGCAACGCUAAUGUCCAGGAUUUAAUUUUUGCCAAAGAAUUCCGAGGAAAAAACAACUAUAAACCUGGAGCCUGUGUACCUGCGUUGGAAUUAACAAAGAAAUGGUUGCAAACUGAUCCGAGAAACGAACCAAGACGAGGGGAACGUGUUCCAUUUCUAAUAGUUAAUGGUCCACCUGGAUUACCAUUGAUUCGCUUGGUUCGGAGUCCUCACGAAUAUUUAGCCGACGAAGGAUUGAAAAUUAAUGCAGUGUACUAUAUCACUAAGGCUAUCAUUCCACCGUUGAAUCGAUGUCUUUUGUUAAUUGGAGCUGAUGUGAAUGAAUGGUUUGCUGAUUUGCCACGAAAACACUUAGCCUUACCCGCAAUUUCCACAGUCUCUUCUGCAAAGCAAAUAAUCUAUGAGGAAACUAAGAAAAGUACAAUAUCACAGUAUUUUGCUUCAGCAAACUGCAUUAUAGAUUGUGGAAGACAAACCAAAGAAGUUGUCUGCAAUAUUUGUGGAAAGGAUUCCCAAAGGAGUACAGUCGUGCUCUUGCAAAAGAUGGCAAAAUUGGAUAGAAAUUAUUAUUUAACAAAACAGAUAUGUCAAUCAUGUUGCGGUCGCACGGAAAAUAUUGAAUGUUGCUCAUUGGAUUGUCCUGUUUUGUUUGUAGCAAAUUUGAAGAAUCGUGAACGAAAGCAAAUCCAACACUUUGAAAACCUGAUUAGUGCAAAUUUUUCAAUAACGAACUAAACAUGUUAAGAACAUUGUAAAAACUUGUAUAGUAACCUAAUUUUAAUAUGUCAGUAUGAUUCCACACCUCAACAUAGAGAAAAAUAAAUAAACCCUUUUUGCUUAGAAA
Molecule: messenger RNA, 7209 nt
Organism: Hermetia illucens (black soldier fly)
Lineage: Eukaryota; Metazoa; Arthropoda; Insecta; Diptera; Stratiomyidae
Gene: DNApol-zeta
Product: DNA polymerase zeta catalytic subunit
Exons: 24
Coding region: 726-7100 (2124 amino acids)
Biological process (GO): translesion synthesis; double-strand break repair via homologous recombination
Cellular component (GO): nucleus; zeta DNA polymerase complex
Molecular function (GO): nucleotide binding; DNA binding; DNA-directed DNA polymerase activity
Source: RefSeq, a predicted model, not a curated record